AUGCCCCGUUUUAAGAUUAAGUCGGUUUUCAACAGUCCAAGGACGUCUCCGCCGCCAGAUCAGCAGCCAAGUACUGUGGAAGACGAUGAUCCACCACUGACGCCGCUUCAAUUGCUUGGAUACAAAUCUACUACCCACCAUAAACUCCUCCACUCUGAGCUUGCUGAAGAGCUCCGUCUCCAUAUUCCGCCAAUUCUCCAGAUCUCCCACUCGUGGUCGCUGCUUUACUCGCUGGAGCAGGACGGCACCUCGCUGAACACGCUGUACAGCCGGGUGCAGCCUGCGGUUGGUGAAUCGACCACAAGAAGAAAGGGAUAUCUCCUGGUGGUAAUGGACACCCAACACCGCAUUUUCGGGGCAUACAUGAACGAAUAUCUUAGACCUUUGGAUAAAAAACAUUACUACGGAAACGGAGACUGUUUCUUGUGGAAAGCCGAGCGCGACACAAUCAGGAACAUCAGCACGCUGGAAACGUCUGGCGAACAGCUCAGACUGAAAGUGUUCCCAUACACGUCUGUUAACGAUUACAUCAUCUACUCGAACCACGAUUUCAUCAGCAUCGGGUCGGGAAACGGCAGGUUUGGGCUUUACAUUGGCGGGAACUUCGAGUCGGGCGCCACAGACAGUGUCGAAACUUUUGGAAACGAACCUCUGACCACCGAACGCUUCAAUAUCCUGGGUUUGGAAAUCUGGAAAAUUAACUAA
Molecule: messenger RNA, 705 nt
Organism: Ogataea philodendri
Lineage: Eukaryota; Fungi; Ascomycota; Pichiomycetes; Pichiales; Pichiaceae
Exons: 1
Coding region: 1-705 (234 amino acids)
Biological process (GO): response to oxidative stress
Cellular component (GO): nucleus
Source: RefSeq, a predicted model, not a curated record